GCUCCAGGACUAGUCACCGUGUUUGUAAUAGCUACGGUGUAAAGUCUAACAGAUCCAACGGCACCCAUCUAACUUAAUUACUUUGUGCAGAUGGUUUUGGGUAUGCUUGAUUAUAGUGCGAGUAGCUGCGUGUUAACUUAGCAUGGUCGUUUGCGUACUUAGACUGUUAAAUGGCCCGAUACCAUCUUACAUUAGCCUUAAGCUAAGUAGCUAACAGCCAGAUGCUAACGGCAGACCGUGCAUUGUUACCGAAUAUUAAUGUUAAACCGACAUAUUACAACGAUACAGUGUAGAUUUGACUUUAUACACCGGGGGUUCCUGUGACACUAAGAUGCCCAUCAGAGCUUAUUGUACAAUUUGCUCCGAUUUUUUCGACAAUUGCAGAGAUGUUGCUGCUAUCCACUGUGGACACACUUUCCAUUAUGAGUGUCUUCUUCAGUGGUUUCAGACUGCACCCACAAAAACAUGUCCACAGUGUAGAAAACAGGUCAGCACCAGGCAUAUCAUCAGUAAACUGUUUUUUGACAUCGGGGAAGAAGAGAGUGGAGCAGUGGAUCCAGAGAGUUUACAGAAUGAGCUCGCUAGAAUGAAAGCACUUUUAAGUUCUAAAGAGAAGGACUGGCGGGACAAACAGAAGACGGUCGACAGUUUGAAAGACACAGUGGACAAACAGAGGAGAGACCUGGACAGUCUUCAGAAAGAGAUUGUAGAGAAAGAGAUGUUGUGUUCUGCUCUCAGAAAACAGAUGACGUUCCUGGAGACACAACAGAAUGACAUUCAGGCUGCCAAGGAGGAAGCUCGCAGACUUAGAACCAAAAUGAAAACCUUUGAAAGUCUGGACGUGAUGUUACAGGGUCACAGAUCUGAGGUGGAGUCCAUGAUCGCAGACAUGGGUGUCAGCCAGUCGGCGGUGGAGCAGCUCUCCAUCUACUGCAUUUCUCUGAAAAAAGAGUACGAUAAUCUGAAGGGAACCCUGAUGGCCUCAAAUGACAUGCGUGAGAAGCUGAAAAGGGAAGUGCUUUCUUCAAACAACAAGUUACAAAAAGCUACAGUUGAGGUGAAUAAGGUGAAAGAGGAGAUGAAGUCUAUGGAGAAUGAUCUGGCCAGGGCUGACAAAGAGAUCUCUAGUCUGAAGAAGAAGGUGGAGUUUCUGCAGAAGAGUCUGAGCUCACCAACUCGGACAAACGAAGCCCUGAGUCGGCUCAUGUUUGAAAGCCCUGCUCCCAUGGAACUGAAACAGCCCCACCUCCACCAACCCGUGGACAGCGAUGAUAUUGACCUCAACAUGACCUAUGACAUCCACACCCCAGACCAUGGAACAAACAGACAGACUCAGGCCCCCCCCAAGAAGAUGUGCCUUGACCCUCUAGCGUCAGCUGUGGCCAAACACAACGAGAAAAGUUCAUCUUCAAAUAAGGUUCGAGAUGAGGACGGAUCCAUGGAUUCCAUUUUCAGGAACUCUCUGCUCUUCAGGAAGAAGACUUUUGGAAGCAUGUUAGAGCCUCAGAUGAGUCGACCUGGAAACGUGAGAACUGGUUAUGAUGGAUUAGGAGGAAGAACCAGAUUCAUCCAACCUUCUCCUGUGUCUGAGAUUCGUCCUCUGUUGAAAACUAAAAGGAAAAAGGUGACCCGGCCUCCUCCCAAGAUCUCAGCUUGUCAGACUUUGGACAAUUUCCUUGAGUAAAACUCCACAUUUCCUGUCCAGGAUGUGAGGUAAAAGGUCAGGAUGUUCUGUGUUGGAACAUGAGAACCAUCCAGCUGUGGUUCCACCUCUGAACAGAACUUUAUUCAAAAGGUGGAACUGACUGAAAGAUGCAGAGCUUUGAGCGACACCUCUUAGAAAAGCUGCUGUUGUUGUAUUUUUGUGUUUAUGUAAAAGUCUGACCCAGCCUUUACUUUGUUGUGUGAAUGUUUCUGUUUUACUCCCAAUAAUGUCUUCAAAAAUCACUGAUGCAUCAGGCCAGAAAAUCUUUUUGACGACUGUUUCUUCUCGUAAGUUAUUUGGGUUUCUCUUGAAAUCUGUUUAACAAAGCACCUACGUGUGGAUUUCAGAAAGAACUUUUAUGUUGUUGUUGUCAGAUGUAAACCAACUCACAUAAUAAACCGUAUUUUUUCUUUUUAUUAAGGUUUGUGUGGGGUCAAACAAACAAUUCCCUCCCAGCUGUGCUUUUUAUUCACAAACAUUUCACUGUGGCGUUCUCUCCUGCAGAGGGCAGUACAGACAAUGUUGUACCAAAGGAUGUCAUGUUCUAAAGCCCUCGUGCACUGAGGGGAAAAUGCGCUGCACAUCGGAGCUGUGGGACUGUAUUUGUAUUUAAAAGGCUGCGCCAGUACAGAAACAUCAGUCCGAACACCGUCAGUAGAACCUGAGUUAAACACUGUAAUCAAGUAACAAAAGCACAGAAUGCAAAUAAUGUAUCGGUAAAUUACUGACAAUAAAACCCCUCCCUAAUCUGGAAUGUUUGUUUUUUUUUUUGUUUUUUUUUUGUAAUACAAGACAUUUCAUGGCACAAAUCAGGUUUCCACAUAUGUCGACUGUUGGCUCGUUGCCAUGUGAACCAGCCUCGAGUCUGAUUGGAUGAAAUUGUGACAAUCUGGGGAAAUGCCAAGCAUGUUUGUUGAGGAGCGUAUAGAUAUCCUGUUUACGGUCUUAUUUCUACUGUUUGUAACCUUGAAUUUACAGUUUGCAGAUAAAAAAAAGUGAAGCAUUCUGUUGAGUUUUAAAGCUCUGUUGUUCAGUCGGUGACGUUUUGAGUCCUGAACGUUUGUGUGUGAUUCCAGUUUGAUGAUUAAUCUCCCAGGGGCCUUUUGUAAAGAAUAGUAACAGGACAUUGUGGUGCAUUUUAAUAGCUAGUUCAGAGUCACGGCACACCCCUCAAACAACAUUUCAAGACAUUCGUGGACACACAAAACACACAAUCCAUGCAGUGCUACUGGAGCCAGUGAACAAUAAGGUUUCAUUGACCCCCAGGGAUUCCACAUACUGUACAUCUUCCUCUAGGGCAAAGGUCGGCAUUUAAGCUCAGCCUCUGUUUUUAAAUUUUUUUUCCUUAACAGCAUUUCCCGGGGAGAAGUAAAACUAACA
Molecule: messenger RNA, 3085 nt
Organism: Sphaeramia orbicularis (orbiculate cardinalfish)
Lineage: Eukaryota; Metazoa; Chordata; Actinopteri; Kurtiformes; Apogonidae
Gene: traip
Product: TRAF-interacting protein
Exons: 16
Coding region: 332-1684 (450 amino acids)
Biological process (GO): protein ubiquitination; replication fork processing
Cellular component (GO): nucleus; site of DNA damage
Molecular function (GO): ubiquitin protein ligase activity
Source: RefSeq, a predicted model, not a curated record